Molecule: messenger RNA, 717 nt
Organism: Talaromyces rugulosus
Lineage: Eukaryota; Fungi; Ascomycota; Eurotiomycetes; Eurotiales; Trichocomaceae
Exons: 2
Coding region: 1-717 (238 amino acids)
Source: RefSeq, a predicted model, not a curated record
AUGAGCACAUUCAAAGUCUCUCUCGGCCUUUUGUGCCUCGCCGGCUCUUCGUUUGCUGGCACGGUAACCGACACUGCAUCCGCAUACACCACCACGGCAUACACCAACACUGCACCCACCGCGGGCGCUUCUGGUGCGUCUACCCUGUCCGGAUGGGAUACCACCGCGACAGGAGCGACUACAGGAUGGGGUUCUACUGCCACGGGAGCAACCACAGGAUGGGGCACCACUGUGAAAGGAACUACAAGAGGAUGGGAUACCACUGCUACAGGAGCGACUACAGCAGGGGGUUCUACUGCCACAGGAGCAACGACAGGACGGCCCUUUUUCGGACUUAACUUCUGGAAUUGGAAGGAUACUACUGCUACUGGAGUGACCACAGCGUGGGAUAGCACUGCCACAGGAGCAACGACAGGAUGGGAUAGCACUGCUACUGGAGCGACCACAGGGUGGGAUACCACUGCUACUGGAGCGACCACAGGGUGGGAUACCACUGCUACUGGAGCAACUACAGGAUGGGAUACCACUGCUACUGGAGCGACCACAGGGUGGGAUACCACUGCUACUGGAGCGACCACAGGGUGGGAUACCACUGCUACUGGAGCAACUACAGGAUGGGACACCACUGUGCAAGGCACAACGACAGCAUGGACAACACGGGGAGCGCCCACAGGAUUCACAACCCUUGUGUCUGCGACAUCCGUGACAACUGCAUAG